Tachysurus vachellii is the source of this 4091-nucleotide messenger RNA. It is a transcript of the gene nkpd1, whose product is annotated as NTPase, KAP family P-loop domain containing 1. The transcript has 5 exons. The coding region runs from base 165 to 2312 and encodes 715 amino acids. The record is from RefSeq and is a predicted model, not a curated record. Lineage: Eukaryota; Metazoa; Chordata; Actinopteri; Siluriformes; Bagridae.
CACACACACACACACACACACACUCUCUUCUGUCUUGCCGUUUGAAGGAAUGGAGACAGCAUUAGGAGCUAUGUGGUAAACCUCAUGACUUUAUUAACUCUGCUUGUAGCAGGAAAACUGGAGGCGAGUUUGAGUUGAUAUGUGCAGAGAGACAGACGACAGUAAUGGCAAAAGAGCUAUACACAGAUAAUGUAUAUGCGUAUGCAUUAUAUAAAACCAUUGCUGAAGUUGAUUCCCCAUUGACUGUGGGCUUGUACUCAUCAUGUCACAGCAGGAUUAAAAUGAUUCUCACAAGCAUCGAAGGUCACAUGAACAAUGAGCAGAACAAUAGAAGCAGAUCCUCCAUUUGGAAUCUAAUUUCACUAAUCUUUCGUCUUCUUUUCUAUCGACCUAUGUGGACAAAAGAAAAAGAGAAAAUGAAAUGCAACCGCUAUGUUCUUGUGAGGUUUAGUGCCUGGCAGUUUGCAGGAAGUGACAUGCUCUGGGCUGGCUUGGUGAUGCAGUUGUGCCGAGCUCUUCAGGACAGUUUUGGCAAGCUUCAGCUCAGCCUGUUUCGAGUAGCUCAGUAUGACGAAGAAAAGGAUGGUAGGGAAAAGAAAACUGAAGACAGCACAGAAGACUGGAGGUCAAAGAAGUUCUGCUGCUGUCCACUGUGGACCUUUAUCCUGAUAACACUGAUGGUUUGCCUCUUUAUUUUGGUCCCAGUCAUUAUUUUUUCAUUUCCUGAACUAAAGCCUGAAGGAGAUGGUGAGAACGACAAAGAGCAUGGCGUCAUUGGGGGUUUUAUCAUUGCAGUCUUAGGAGUUCCUGCACUGGGAGCUGUAAAGUUUAUGUUCCUGCUGAUGAAGCACCUCAUCUUUAGCCAAGAUGUUAAUGUCAGAAAUGCACUGAACAACAAGAAGAUCAGUGAGCAGUUGGGCUUAAUGCAUGAAGUUAGGAAGGAGGUGAGGCUACUUUCCUGCUUUGUUCACUUCAUUGAGAUUUUUGAGAGGCAAAAGAUAAAAGUGGUGCUGGAAAUCACUAAUUUGGACCGUUGUACUCCAGCAAAAAUUGUAGCUGUCUUGGAUGCCAUCAACAUCCUUCUUUCAGAUGAGGAAAGUCCGUUCAUUUCUCUAGUCGCAAUUGACCCAGAGGUUCUUACCCAAAAAAUAGAUCAGGCAAAGGAUUGCUGUAGCAAAAAAGACGGAGCUUAUGGCUUCCUGGACCGCAUAAUCACACUGCCCUUCACAGUACCACCUUUAUGCAAGGUAUCAAAAUGCAAGGUCUUCAAAAAGAUUUUAUCGGAUCAAUCUGAAAGGCCUACUGAAACGUCCGAGAGAGAUGAGAUUGAGAAUUUAUAUAGCAUAAAGACUUCAGUUUCUUUAGAAGAUGUUUCUUUGAUAGAGAACAGCGCAAAUGAUGAGGACCAAGCCACAACCCUGAGAACAAGCAAGACUAAAGUGGAGACAUUAAUCCAGGAUGCAUUUCAAAGCAUAUAUUUAAGCAACCAAAGUAAGCUUUGUAUUUAUAUCUCAGAAAAUACUGUGUCUAUGAGGAGGGUCACCAAUUCCAUCAGAGUGUCCAUGACUGUGAUAAGCAUUCUUAAUGCUGAGGUUCCCCUGCCUGAAAGAGUCGCUGCUUGGGUCGUGCUGGUAGACCGCUGGCCAUGUAGAGUAAGUUGGAUACUUCAGUGUAUGGAAGAUGAACAUCAGACUUGGCAGACUGAUCAAACCUCAGUUGACUGUGAUCACAACAGGACUCUAUGGGAUGUGUUCAGUAAGCACAGGAUAGAGCUUCACGUAAUUAGGGAGGAAGUGGAGAAGUUUCUGGAAAGAGAUGAUGAUCCUGAACUUUUUGAAAUGUUUCUCAGUAAGGACUACACAUUCACAGUUGCAGAGGCAGAUCGACUGAAACAAUAUACAGCUAACCUGGACUAUUCCAUCAAGAACGAGUUAGCGAGAAUCAGACAAAUCAGAACUUUGGGAGGAAUAGGAGAAAAACAUAGGUUCAACACUUUAUCUCCAAGCACUGUCUUCAACAUGUCUGUGGAAGGUGUUUGCAACGAGCUAUCCACAAUGAAGCUCCCUGGAACAUAUGCUGAGAUUGUAAAACAAAAUAAUAUAAAUGGACAGACACUUCUGCUCAGUGACCCAGCUGAUCUGAGACAGGUCAUGCAAAUGACUCUUGGCGAAUGGACAACGUUUAGGAUUCACUUUCUUGGAGUCAUGUCAAGUAAUCAUCUGAGUAAAGCUAAGUCAUUACCAGUUAUCUCAAAUCCUAAUGCGAUUUGCUCAUCUAGUUUGUGUAGUAGGAGCCAUAUGAAUCAUAUGUAAUAUUGGUCCUUUUCAGCUCAUUAUCGCGAAACAUACAUUGUUCUAAAUUGUAUGAUAAGUAAAUAAAAUGACAGAUAGUUUGGACAGUGAAUGAAUUAGUGUUUCAGCUUGUUUGCACUCUGAUGUUGCAAUAUUUACAUGUCAGUGUGUCACUUCCUUGAUGGGAAAACUACCUUUGAACCUUUAAAUACUCUAACCCACAACCAACAUUUAAAGGUGCGGUGCACGAUGUUUGAGAAAUGCUUCAGAAAACUGAGUUGGGCCGACAAACAAAACAAACGUGUAGCCAAUGAGCAGAAAGGGGCGUGUCUUGUCAAUAUGCAGAGGAGAGAGUGUUCAGUGCGCAUGUGUACGGUGGCCGAGAAGUACAAAACAAAUUAACAAAUCCGAAAACACAUUAACAAAUCUGAAAACACAAUAACAAAUCCGAAAACACAUUCCGAAAUCCGAAAACAAAUUAACAAAUCCGAAAACACAUUAACAAAUCCGAAAACACAUUAACAAGUCAGACAACCCGGAAGCGGUUGGUAUAGUUUGUGAAUGGAAACUUACCAUCAUCGGAUGAGACACCUUUCAUUCACCUGUAUAUCUUUAAUGACAGGUGUCUUGUCCAAUGAUCGGUAAGUUUCCAUUCUCAAACUAUACCUACCUCUUCUGGGUUGUCUGAAUCGGUGCACGAAACACAUUAACAAAUCCGAAAACACAUUAACAAAUCUGAAAACACAACGACAUUUCAGACAACCCGGAAGAGGUUGGUAUAGUUUGUGAUUGGACAAGACACCUGUCACUCAAGGUAUACAUGAAGUUCAACAGUCUGCCGCAGGGAAAAGUUGGAAUGGAUGGAUGGAAUGGAUUACUGUGGAUUACUGUGGAUUAAUUCUGUUAUUUUCUUAUAUUUAAGCGGAGAACUUUACACAUUACACAUAAGAUUCCCUACCUGUAUAUCUUGAGUGACAGGUGUCUUGUCCAAUGAUCGGUAAGUUUCCAUUCAAAAACGAUACACUACCGUUUCCGGGUUGUCUGACUUGUCCUUGUGUUUUCGGAUUUGUUCAUUUGUUUUCGGAUUUGUUAAUGUGUUUUCGGAUUUGUUAAUUUGUUUUUGGAUUUGUUAAUGUGUUUUGCACUUCUCGGCCACCGUACAUGUGUGACAUUAGCAUAAAGCGAUUGAAACAUUGACAUGGCGGAUAAAAAUGAAAAGCCAAAAAAGGCUUACGAUAAGGCAAGAAGUAGGACCCAUGUCUUCCGCGUGAAACGGAGCUAGGGUGGUCCACAGAUUUUGGUUUCUUUUUCUGGUGGGAAUUUGAACUUCUGUACUAGAUAAUUAAUAUCAUUCCCUGUGUCAUGUGCAGUUAAUUCAGCAAAGUCACCUUAUAAGAAAAUAAUCUUGCAUUUCUGCUCAAUGUUGUUUAGUUUUACAGAAAAACCUAUAGCGCACAUCAUGUGCAUAGUCCAUGCAUUUAGAUGUGAUUAUUGCUAGAUGUGAUUAUUAUUAUAAACACCAUUGAUUCAGUGUAUAAACUUGGUUCUUAGAGGUGAUGGUUUGUUACUAUCCGGCCCUGAACAUGUAUCUUUGUGUUUGUGUGUGUGUGUGUGUGGUAUUCUACAUCCCAAACAAUAUAGAUUUGUUUAAAAUAUAUAUUUCAAUUUUAUUGUUUAAAACAUUUGUGAUUGGUUUUUCAUUUACUAGAUAACAGUGAAAGUGUGAUUUUGUGAUCAAGUUAUGAUUUGUGGAAAAAAUAUACUUAGAAUAAAGACCUUGGUGGUUUAAAGUAAAACAAA